This is a messenger RNA of Closterium sp. NIES-65, 459 nucleotides long. The record is from the annotation of a GenBank genome assembly. Lineage: Eukaryota; Viridiplantae; Streptophyta; Zygnematophyceae; Desmidiales; Closteriaceae.
AUGGGCUCACAUCGCUCGGGGCUCAAGAGCGUGUCACCAGAGGAAGCAGCAGCCAUGGCCUACGGCGACAACGAGGCCGGGGAGGGCAGUGGGAGCGGGCGGGCAGUGCUGCUGGACGUGAGAGAAGCGGGGGACUACGAGGAGGUGCAUGCACAAGGAGCAGCGAGUGCGCCGCUCUUCCGCCUCAUCCAAGGCAGCGACCUCACGGCGUGGGCCCGCCGCGUGGGAUACGCUGCGAUGGGGGACUUCAAGGGCACGGAGCGGAACCCGGACCUGCUCAAGCAGGCGGAGGCGGCAGUCGGGGGCGAUAAGAGCCGCACUGUGAUUGUGAUGUCGCUCAAGGCGUGCUAUGAGCUGCAUGUGGCGGGGUUCAGCAGCAUUCUCCAUCUGGACGGCGGGCUCAACCUCUGGCUGCACAAGGAAGCUGCCUUCCGAGCCAUAACCUACCGUAGAUUGUAG